Drosophila teissieri is the source of this 2658-nucleotide messenger RNA. Its product is annotated as alpha-tubulin N-acetyltransferase 1. The record is from RefSeq and is a predicted model, not a curated record. The transcript has 7 exons. Gene Ontology annotation, biological process: alpha-tubulin acetylation. Gene Ontology annotation, cellular component: microtubule. Lineage: Eukaryota; Metazoa; Arthropoda; Insecta; Diptera; Drosophilidae. Gene Ontology annotation, molecular function: tubulin N-acetyltransferase activity. Bases 649 to 2040 code for a protein of 463 amino acids.
CAUCUCUAUGUGGCAAGCCAAAGCUUUGCAUCUGGCUCCAAAGAAAACCACUUCACCCCCAAAAAUCUGUGCUCGCCGCAAGCGCUGUUCAGUUUUUAACCGACUUUCGUGCAAAAUCCACGCGUCACGGCUCCGGUUCCGUACUACGAUUUUCCGAUUUCCCAAAGCGGCGCGUAUACAUACACAAACAAACAGAAGCAACAAACGGCGGCGAAUUUCCCAGGUGUCUGGAAUUAUGAGUUAAAGCAAAACAAAUACAAAUAUACAGAAUUAUAAAAGGCACACCAGAGCUCAAACGCAUUCUUUUUUUUGUCUGAUUUGAGACAAAUUUCAAAAUCAAUAAAAUAAGACAAACCUCCCCGCCCCGCCGACGCGUGUGUGAGUGAGAUACAUAGUUACGGCCGCAUCGCAACGCGCAGCAUCCGCACGCAUCCAAAAAUUGCAGCAGAAAAGCCGGAUUAGUGCAUUCGCCGUGCCACUGGAAACUGGAACGCCAAUCCGUGAGAUAUUUCGAUUUCCAAGCCCAAUCCCUACGAGGCUUUCGUGUUUAACCGUUCCUCCAAGCGUUGCGGGGCCCACCACACACACCCAAGCUUAGUGCCCCACACACACACAGACACCCCAAAAGAACAAUCGAGGGGCAGCAUAAUGGUGGAGUUCCGCUUCGAUAUCAAGCCGCUGUUCUCACAGCCCAUCAUCAAGGUGACAUCCAAUCUCCUGCCGCACACCUUCCGCGGCGAUCGGCGUCAGAGUUUAGAUGCCACCACCAAGAUGUCGGAGAUCAUCGACCGGCUGGGGCAGCUGUCGGCCACCUCGCAGGGACUCAGCAAGCCGGUGACCACGGCCCAGCGCCUGAGGAUGUCCGACAACCAGACCAUCUAUCUGCUGGCAGAUAGUGAAGCGGGUCACAAUGGCGCUGUCUUAGGUCUGCUAAAGGUGGGCACCAAGGAUCUCUACUUGUUCGACGAAACCGGGCAGACGCGCAAGGUGGAGCAGGCUCCAUCCAUUUUGGACUUCUAUGUGCAUGAGUCCCGUCAACGUGCCGGACUGGGCAAGCGUCUCUUUCAGACGAUGCUCAAUGAGGAGCAGUGGACGCCACUCAAGUGCUCGGUGGAUCGGCCGUCGGAAAAGCUACUGGCAUUCCUCAGCAAGCAUUACGGUUUACAGCGAGUCAUACCGCAGGCAAACAAUUUUGUGCUCUACGAGGGAUUCUUUAACGAUGCGGCAUCGGCAAAUGGACAUGGUAACGCCCAUGACCACGCCCAGUCGCCGCAGCGCACCCAGAAUGGCCUGCACAUCACAAACAGUCCUAACACACAGCUCUUUGGUGCUACUUACCUGGGCGAGGAUUCUAACCGGCGGCGUGGUUCCCAGCAGCAGACUACACCGAAUGCACUGCUCCAGCAGAUAACGCAGAUCUCUCCGACCGGACGAUAUGGGGCAAAACGUCCCACCUGCAGCAUGGCCGAGAUAAUUCAUGCUGGCAACUCGAAGGGCGGAAAAGGAAAUGGCAGUGCAGAAACCAACAGUGGUAAUCACGAUAUUGCAGAGAUUGCCGAGCAACUGCAGCGGCAAGGCCUGGCCGACUUGGAAGCCAGCAGCUAUGAGCCGGAGCCAGAAGUUGAACCGGAGGUUGAGCCGGAACCCGAACCCGAACCGGAGGUGAUUACGCCCCCAUCACCGCCACCAAAGAGCCACACUCCGACUCCACCAUCCGUGCGAUCUCCCGAGGUGGCCGAGAGCAUUGUGGGCGACAACCGGAGACCCCCGGCUUUCCAGCUGAGCAAGCAGCACACGGGCAUGAAGAAUCGCUCCUUUGGCGUCGGUAUGGCCGUGAUGCCCAGCAGUAAGAUGGAGUUCGAUCAGAUGGAGCGCGAAGAUUUCGGCGUAGUGAAGAUCAACCGUCCGCCCGGUCAUGAAGUCACCUCGCCGGGCCAGGACAAUACGGAUGCCAUGUCCACCGUGUCCUCCGGCGGCGGUGGCGGCCUCACCGAUCAGGGCUACUACGAUCUAAAGUUCUAUCACAAUAAAUUGUGGUAAAGAUCACAAAUCAGAAACCACGCAAUAUUUGCUAACAUCUUUUGUACGUGUGGCAUAAGCAUAAUUAAACAAAAUUAAUCUAGUCUGUAAGAUUGUAUUGUCUAAUCAAAAUAACACACCAAACGGUUCCUGUACUUCAGUUCGAUUAUUUCGAUUUCGUUGUGAGCUUCUUCUCAGACUUUUUGUUGAUUUGUUCAUUUGUUACAAGCCACGCACUCCAAAGAGCAUACGUAACCUAGAGCCUCACAAAUAAACGUUAACAAUAGCAAAUUUAAUUGUACGUAGAGUAAUUGCCGGCGGUACUGAGCUAGAUAAUUUACAACACAUACUCGACGUUGGUUGAAAAGAUCAUUUAUUAAUCAUUUCGCUUUGUACUGUGGAUUCUCAAGACCCUCUUAAUGUUAUCCAGCCCGUGUGUAUCUUCCAAUUACAGAAAUCGCGAAUAUUUCGAACAAAUCUAUGGCGAGUACAUGCUAUAGGGAUAGCGCCAGUUGGCCAGAAAACAUCUUCAUAACUAUAAUCAACAUUUCUUAAAACAUUGUCUAACAUUUAGUUGAUAGAACAAAACCCCCAAAAUGCAAAUAGAUUAAAGAUGAAAAUAUACAAAUAAAGCACAAA